ACAGAUUUAUCCAUUCCUCAAAUAACAUGUAAACAGUUGAGUAUCUAGGUAUUUAUUCUGGGUUAUAAUUGUUAAUGCCAGUGCGAUAACGCCGUCAUUUUUAAGGAAAACAUAAACAGACCUAAAGUCCUCCUGAUUUUGAAGAACUUCCUCUGAAAAAUGUUUACAGAUGAAUUACUAGACGGAGUAAACUUCACAUCAACUUGGAAAAAAGAGAGAUAUCUAGAUGAUCAGCAGACCCAGACAGUAGAACUACAAGUGUGUGACCAGUCUGCACAGUCAUAUAAAUACAGGGAUGAAGGGGUCCAGACAGAUGAAGAACCAAAGAGGAAGCUGAGAUUGGCAGAAGAUAGUUCUGGCAGACUGUUAGAAUUCUUACGUAGAACAGAACCUUAUGUAUCAAAACAGCUGAUAAAUAAUCUCAGAAGUAGAGCUUUUGAUGACUUUGAUGUUGGUUGGGAUGAAGACAAAUCAGGAGUGAGCUGUAUCCAUACCUUGACAAACCCUGGCCUUAAUGGCAAGUUCCAGGUGACAGAUCUCUCCUGGAACUCUACUGGUUCUGUUGUGGCAGCUUCAUUUGGACAAGUGGAGCACGAGGACUGGUGUACUCAUCACACAGCUAUGUGCACAUGGAACUUGGAUCGUAGUAGCAUCAAGGAGGAUAAACCAGACACCACUAUAGAGUUAGAUAGCUGUCUCAUGUGCCUAGCUUUCCAUCCCAAAAAUCCUGCCAUUAUUGCAGGGGGAAACUUCAAUGGGGAGGUAUUACUGUGGGAUUUAAGCAGAGAGGAUGACAUGCUGAUAGCCACCUCCGGUCUUGGAGAGGAUGCCCACCAGGAACCUGUGUCAAAAGUCUGCUGGAUCACAGAUACCAAAGGAAAGAAAAUUUAUCUGGUGAGUGCUAGUGCAGAUGGUAAAAUUAUACAAUGGAAAAUUGACAGAAAAGCUCAGAAAUUGCUUCCUAAGGAUGGUUUCAUGUUAAUGACACAGAGUUUACCUAGACGUAUGAAGGUGAAGGGAGUGCGAGGAGAUAAGGAGGUUGGGGUCACCUGUAUAUCAUACCAUUCUGAAGACAAGGAUAUGUUUCUGGUGGGGUCAGAGGCUGGGGUUAUCUUCAAGUGUUCCAUGAACUCACAGGGCCCUCCAGCUGGAAGUCAUGUUACAUCUUCUAUCCCUCUGAAAUCUCCAGUAACCUUCACGUAUAACCCACAUCAUGGUCCUGUGUAUGCAGUAGAGUGCUCUCCCUUCCAGAGAAACGCCUUUGUUAGUGCGGGAAUGGAUCAGUGUAUACGACUUUAUAGCAUAUUACAGGCCCAGCCGGUGUUAACUAUUGAACCUGGCGAGGGUUACAUUCACUCUGCUACAUGGUCGCCAGUUAAAGCCACUGUUAUGGCAGCCACAACGCAGACGGGAAACCUGUUGAUUUAUGAUCUGAAACAAGGAAAAACAGUCCCAGUUCACAAAAUGACAGCUAGUCCAAAUAAACAACCAGUUUACUCAUGCAGCUUUAAUCCUCAACAAACACAGCUUCUUGCUACAGGUGAUGCUGCAGGCUUUAUCCAGAUUUUCAAAUUAAGUUCAAACCUUCGAACAUCAACGGGGAAAGAAGCAGAGUUUAUAGGGAGCCUGGUCAACGUAUCAUCAGAAUAACAUUAGCAUCGUCAAUUUAAGAAAGCAUGCUUUCACCAUAAACAUGUAAUGUUUGAUAAAUUUCUGGUAGUGUUUGCAAAACAAUGUUUUAGAAAAAGUAUUUAACUUUUCAAAUCACUGCCAGAAAAUCCGUUUAGUAUAAGAACUGAAAUGUAGUGGUAGGCUGAUAAAAUUGCAAAUGCUUUAUGAUUGAAUUCCGUCCAAUAUUGUAAAAAGUUCUGUAAAUCACUUCCGUCCAAAGUUACUUUUGUUGUGUAAAGACCUGUACAUUCCAGGAUAUGCUUAAACCAAAUUGUUAGAUUAAAAUUAAACUGACUUUGAUAUGUUUUGAGACUGUGAUAUUUUGUGAUAUAUAUGUAGGAUAGUACCUUAAAUUUUAAAUUAUGAAAACAAAUUAAAAAAUUCAUGUUAGUUAUUUAUUUAUAACAUUUAAGACCAAGUAUAAUACUUCAGUCUUGAAUUGACCAUUUUAGGCAUGUUGUUUUAAGAUUUUCAGAAACUUGUUUUCCUUGUAGUCGCUCUUGCAGAUAGUUGUACUUACCAAGCCGUUGAUAAAUAUUUAAUUCCCAGUCAUAACUGCAUUAUUGCAGGAAGAACUUAUCUCAGUGCAAAAAAAGCAGUCAGAUACAUACAUAUUGUAUGACAUCAAAAUGUUUUAUAUAUUUGUCUUAUCUCUCUACUUCAGCAAAUUUAAAUACAAUGAAUAUACAGUUUUGCCAGCAAAGCAAGCUGAAUUUAUUUACAUUUUUGCUAACUGGCUAAUAGUUGUAAACCUUGAAUCUCAUUCUAGAUUCUACUAUUUCACUGUGGCUUGGUGAACUACAAAAUAUGUGGGUAAAAGCUGUUCGUAUUGUUACAUAUAAAAUACAAACUGUGAUGUCUUAUUUAUCAUUUAUUUGAUAGUCUGUAUAAACUAUAUAAACAUUCUAUAAAAUUCAUUUUUACUGCA
Messenger RNA from Mercenaria mercenaria, 2599 nucleotides. Its product is annotated as cytoplasmic dynein 2 intermediate chain 2-like. Lineage: Eukaryota; Metazoa; Mollusca; Bivalvia; Venerida; Veneridae. Gene Ontology annotation, molecular function: dynein heavy chain binding; dynein light chain binding. The record is from RefSeq and is a predicted model, not a curated record. Gene Ontology annotation, cellular component: cytoplasmic dynein complex; ciliary plasm. The transcript has 11 exons. The coding region runs from base 160 to 1650 and encodes 496 amino acids. Gene Ontology annotation, biological process: intraciliary transport.